This is a messenger RNA of Zalophus californianus (California sea lion), 1308 nucleotides long. It is a transcript of the gene CLDN34, whose product is annotated as claudin 34. Bases 261 to 1061 code for a protein of 266 amino acids. Gene Ontology annotation, biological process: bicellular tight junction assembly; cell adhesion. The record is from RefSeq and is a predicted model, not a curated record. The transcript is spliced from 2 exons. Gene Ontology annotation, molecular function: structural molecule activity. Gene Ontology annotation, cellular component: plasma membrane; bicellular tight junction. NCBI's taxonomy places the organism in Eukaryota, Metazoa, Chordata, Mammalia, Carnivora, Otariidae.
CAACGUUGCUUUUAUAAUUCUCUUAGGGGGCCCUUCCUUUUAGCAAACAGUAGACAAGCCAUAAAAUGGCUGUCCUUUCUACCCAGCUCCCGUGUCACAAUGGCCCCAAUGUUCCAGAAUUUUCUUUAAAGGUUUUAAAAUGUUGGCGUAAGUGCCUGUGUAGGUUUGUCAGUGGUAUGUAAGUAGGGCCAGAGGACUUGGAUGAGACGAGAUCCAGACUGUCGCAACAGCACCCUUCAAAGUCCUGGUGGUCUCGUCCAAUGUUGGGUUGGAAGUGGCCCCUUAGGAGAGAAGGGGCCGGCUGCCUGAUGGCAAAGGGGACAGCGAGUGUCUGCGGCAGGCAACCCCAGAGCGGCGGCGAGAAGCGGAUCUCCUCUGGAGCCAAAGACAAACGGUUCCCUGGGUACGCGGCCGCCAUGCUCCUGUUCAAUGGCGCUAACUGCCAAGUGGCAGGUUUUGCUAUCGCCACGGUCGGAUGGAUCCUCACCACCACUUCUAUGGGCCUCGUGGAGUGGAGAGUGUGGUACCUGGACAACACCUCUCUCUUUCCCUCUGGCCUGGUGUGCGUGGGAAUGUGGAAAGUCUGCAUUUACCACCACAUCAGCAACUAUAACAGAGCCACAUUUUGCCACCGUUACGACUACCGUGAUACUUACCUCCCUCUUGAUAUUCGUGUUUCUCAAAAUCUCCUGCUGGUCGCCAGCAUUCUAGGCCUUUUAGGGAGAGCCUCCCUCAUCUUUGUACUUAGAAAUGCGUGCAUGGGAGUUCUUUGGAAGAAUGCCACCUUCAUUCCAUUUGUUGCGUCAGGAAUUCUGAACCUGGCUGCUGGCAUCUGUAUCUCAAUCGCUGUGGUCUGGAAUUACCACUCCAUGAUGAAUGAAGAGGGUAUUACCUUCCCCCCAUCUCUCUCUAUACCCUUCAAGCCAAAUACUCAGGAGAUUGGCAAUGCCUUUCUGGUGGCAUGUCUGGCUGCCUUCAUGAUGAUGUUAAGUGGGUUACUUUUCCUCUCUUACAAAUUCCCCAUGGUUAGCCAAGUGCAUCCUCAAACUUCAGAGAUGUAAAACUCCUGGUUGCGUUGGCUUUGCGAAUCCAGCUUGACCAAGAGUUUAUGAGAAGUAUUAGUAGGAUGUUCUAUCAAAUAUUUCCAAAGAUUCAAGACCAUGGCAAAGGUAGUUUGGGCAGAAGGUGGCCAACUAUUUCCUUCCUUUACCUUCACCUUCUGUGUCUUCGUUUCAUUGAUUCACCAGUUCAUUGAAUUGAGGAAAUUUCAUUUAAAAAAAAAAAUCUUCCUCACCUGCCACUUGGUCU